AUGGAUACUUCAACGCCAAGCACACCUUCAGGCCCCCAAAGUGAAACAAACACCACAAACGAAAAUUUAAGUAACGCGAAGUCUCCUCCUUCAACUGUUCCUAUUGCAUCUCCAUCAUUAUUAGGCACCCCUUCUACACCGACUCCUGCAACACCAGAAUCUACAGCAUCUCUCCCAAGACCAAGCAUAGGUCCAAUUUAUUCCGCGGUUUAUUCUGGAGUACCAGUAUACGAAUUUCUUGUACGAGACGUAGCAGUGAUGCGCCGGCGUCCGGAUUCUUACUUGAACGCCACGCAAAUUUUGAAGGUUGCUGGUCUUGAAAAAGGUAAACGUACAAAAAUUAUCGAAAAAGAAGUUUUAACUGGUGAUCACGAAAAAGUUCAAGGCGGUUAUGGGAAAUAUCAGGGUACUUGGGUUCCAUAUGAAAGGGGAAAGGAACUUGCUGAGCAAUAUGGGGUUCUUGAAAUUUUGCGUCCUUUGUUAGAAUAUAAACCACCUAAACAUGAUAUACCUUAUUCAUCAUCUCCAUAUACUCCAACUAAAGAACAGGCGAUGGCGGCUUUACGUAGGCAAGCUGCGAAGGCUACUACCACCACUAUUCAAUCGAAUUCUCAUUCCGAUAUUCAAGCCAACGGCGACUCUUUACUAUCUAAUAAUGAAAACGAAGCAGAGACUGUUACGAUGACAAACUUUGAGGCUUCUGAACCACCUCUAACGGCUGCAGAAAUGGACGAAGGGGAACGUCACAGAAAUGUUUUAAUGGCAAUAUUCCUUAAUGAAGAUCCAAAUCAAAUACCAGAUCUUCUUUCAAACCCAUCUUCUCCGGAUGAUAUUGAUUAUGAUGUUAUCAUUGACAAUCAUGGUCAUACUGCUCUUCAUUGGGCGGCUGCUCUAGCUCGACUACAAGUUAUGGAAUUAUUAUUGACAAGGGGUGCUAAUGUACGUCAAUUGAAUUAUGAAGGCGAAUCUGCUUUAGUACGCGCCGUUCUUGUCACCAAUAAUUACGAAGCACAAAAUUUUCCUGCCGUUCUUGAUCUUCUUCAUGAAACCAUCCCGUUGACCGAUAAAGAUAAUCGAACUGUUUUCCAUCAUAUUUCAAUGACUUCUGGCACUAAAGGUCAUGCCGCAGCAGCAAAAUAUUAUAUGGAUUGUCUGCAACAAUGGAUCGCUCAGAAUGUUGAUGGAAAUCUUUCUACGAUUUUAAAUAUUCAAGAUAAAAAUGGUGACACGGCUUUAAAUAUUGCUGCGAGAGUAGGAAAUACUCAGCUAGUUCGUCAGCUAAUAGAAAUGGGUGCUAACAAGCAAAUUGAAAAUAAAAUAGGGUUAAAGGCAAUAGAUUUUGAUCCUGCUGAACGUAUUGAUAUUGAUGAUAUAAAUGAUGCGAGACUGGAGCAAAUGGAUUUUUUUACUCAACCAAUUACUUCAACAUUUGUUAAUCCCCGUAGAAAAUCCAGAGAGAUCGUUUCAAAUCUUCAAAAAUUGGUUGAAGAUGCUGAAACUGAAUGGAUUGAACAGCUUAGAUUAAAAGAUGAACAAUUAGUUGACUUGCAACGUCAGUGUAAUGCAACUUCAAGGCAACUCAUCGAAGCCAGACGAAUAUUGCAUUGUUGUCGUCUGCAAGACAAGGAAUUCGAUGAAACAGAAGAGUACAUUAAAUUUCUGGAAAGAGUAUUGAUCACUGAAGAUCAAGAUGAUUAUAUCGUCCCGCGUAAACGUCAAAAAAUUGAGCAUUCAAAUGGAACGGCUACCGGCUUAGACGUUCUUUCAGUCAUCUCUGCUAUCACUCCAAUACCAAAGGCAGAAGUUUCUGUACCAGAAAUUGAAAUAUCUUUUCCACAGAAUGUGCCAUCACCACCACCUUCUACUAAUGACAUAAAUGCUAUCUCAUCACAAUCAAGUACUCCUUUUGCAAUAGAUGCCUCUUCCACAGUACAUCCAAUAACAUUUCCAUCAUCAACGAGAGUAGUACCAACUGCAUUCUCUUCAUCCAUGGUUGUUCCAACAGCUUUUACAUCAUCAACGAGAACAGUUUCACCUUCUGUGACAUCAUUCAGUUCUUCAACAACUAAGCCUCCAACAAUAACGAUUACACCUCCUUCAAAUACUGCGUCUUCUCAAACAACUAAGCCAUUGUUCCCAGUUUCUCCGGUUUCAUUUACUUCUUGUGUUUCUCCUAUAAAACCUUUAAUUGACCCGAAAACGGAAAAUGAAAUUAGAAAUCUUCAAGCACAGAUAAAUGCAUAUUCAAAAGAUGAGGAAUUACUUCGACAAGAAAUUAACGAAUUGAGAGGAAAAUCGGUGAAUGCUAAAAUGCAAUACAAGAAAAUCAUUGCCUCAUGCUGUAAAAUUGAGUUAGACAAGGUUGAUGAUUGCGUUGAAGCGAUUUUACAUGCAAUGGAAAGUGAUAGUGCUGAUUUUAAUCUUUCUAGGAUCAAGGAUUUGAUGAGCCGAGUACGCUGUGAAGAAGUGGAAGACACG
Messenger RNA from Dentiscutata erythropus, 2478 nucleotides. Lineage: Eukaryota; Fungi; Glomeromycota; Glomeromycetes; Diversisporales; Gigasporaceae. The record is from the annotation of a GenBank genome assembly.